UAAACAGUUGCUUAACAAAUUUGACAAUUGUUAAAUCAAUUAAUAUAAUACAAGAUCUCUCUCUUUAAACUAGAAAGAGAGAAAAAUGGAGAAAUAUGUUCUAAAUAAUAAUUAUUUUUAGAUGUUUUUCUGUAUAGAGUAUUGUAUGCAAAGGUUUAGUUUUUUCAGCACUGUGGUAUUAUUAUUUAAACUUUAAAUAAAAACUCGUUUUUUUACGUUUUUAUGAUUUAUGUUUUUAUGUUUUUAAAGAGUUAACUUUAAAGUUUGUAAAUGUAAUGUAAUGUGUUUGUAAAGUUUGUAAAAGUUAAUGUAAUAUAGUUUUGAAAAAACACAUAACCUAUCCAAAAAGCAGCUUUUUAUGAUAUUUUUUUAAAGCAUAUGAUAUGUUAUAAAAUUUUUAAUUUUUGGUAUUUCCAUACGCCAAAGAUUUUGAAUUUUUGGCAUCACAUUAUAUGACAUGAUUUAACGACUUCAGAAACAUAACUAAUCGGAAAACAAUAGUGAAUGCAAUGAGCAAUGAAAUGUUAUAUAUGGUUUUCGUAUUCGCCAAACUAUUUUGGACUUGAUCUGAAAAGUUGUUCUGCACGCGGGGAGUUGUUUAUUACAAGUGGCAAUGGUUAGGCAGGAGCGGCGCGCUUAGCAAUCUCGAUCGGGGUGGCCUCUAUUUGGACACAUAACGAUUGGACACUGCACAAUUGGACACCGCACGAUUGGACACUGCACGAUUGGACACCGCAAAAUUGGACACCGCACCAACCGCACUAUUAGACACUGCACGAUUGGACACCAAUUUACAACCGAUGAUAAGACGCUACGAAAAUGUACGUGCGCUGGCUCUAAGUCUGCAAUAUAUUAGCAAAGUUCAUUCUAAUAAGUAAGAGUCAAAAUUAGAUGUAGAGUAAACGAUGCUUUGCCUUGCAAAGUACAUGCGUGGAUACAGUGUGGAUACUUUCCCAGUUUAAACUUUCUUACUUUAAUAUUAUUAAUUUUUUAUACUGGGAAAGUAUAUGCUUGGGUGGGAGAGCACAAGGAGACAGGUUUCGCCCGUCACCUAGUACUCUUCCACAUAAAAAAAAUAACAAAAUUUUGAGGUGACCAAAAGUACUGCGUGGAAGUUACAAUGUAGAACUUUGCUUUGCGUGGAACCUCGCUUCAUAUACUCUCAGCAUAUGCUUUCUAAAUUUAUUAAAUAUCGCACAUAUGCGCAAAGUAAGCAUGGUAGCGUCGUAGCGUUUUAUCAUCGGUUGUAAAUUGGUGUCCAAUCGUGCAGUGUCUAAUAGUGCAGUGUCUAAUAGUGCGGUGUCCAAUCGUGCGGUGUCCAAUUGUUUCGUGUCCAAUAUUACGUGCCCAAUCGUGCGGUGUCCAAUCGUUACGUGUCGAAACGGGAUACGCCCUCUCGAUCGCUAGGCGGUCGCAUCUCACCGCGCGCUUGCAUUCGGCGGUAGGCCGGACUAAUACAGCGAUUUUUAAUAAUUAAUAACUCGUUAACUAACUAUUGCGCAAAUCGCAAAAUGGUACAGGACUUUUUAAUUCAAUUUGACGUGAUCUACCUGUGGCCGAAAGGUUCUUACCCUUAUGUGAAAUACCCUGUAUAUAUAUACAGGGUGUCCAACGUAAAGUGUCCAAUCACUCUCCUGCAGAUAGAUCUCGUUUUGCAAUUAACCACGUAAAAUUUAAGAUAUUAAUAAAAGAAGAUUAGCGAGUCAGUAUGAAUGAGAGCGCAGCUCGUGUAGCGAGGUCGUCGGUAGGAGGGCCGCGCGCUCGUUGUUGAUUACGGCGCAGUGAGGCAGCGAUGCCAGAAAGCGUGCUUUGUAGCGUGCAGCGGGGAUGGGUUGGGAAUGAUCUCGCGAAUUGUCGUACGCUUUCUGGCCUCACCCACUCCACUCACAUCAGUGAUGACGAGGAGGAGUCUGCCAGCGUACGUCACAAGUACAUCGAGCUGACAGUCCUGUUGUCUGGUACGAAAUGGGAAAAAGACGAGUUAUCGAGGCCUCUUUGUGACGAAGAGAAGACGGAGAGGAAGAACUUAUUGGAGAACGCUGACGUACUCGAUCUCAUCUCCCAUACGUCGCAAAUGCGAAAGAUCAUGGCCAGCCACUUUCUCCCCGAGAAGAUCGACGGAGAGGAAUCCAUUGUGAAAAACACGAAGGACGUCAAGGCCGAUUAUCGCAAGGAAGCAGAAAGCAAAAUCGACCCGUCAUUCCCAGAUGACGACGAGAACGAAGAAGUAGACGAUGAGGUUGAAGAGGAGGAGGAGGAGGAGAAGGAAGAGGAAUCUCGCAGCUCCGCGACAGAUUCCGUCGAUGUUGGAGACGCCAGCGUCGAGCGACACGAUGUACAUAGCGCGUUAAAUAAUAGCUUAAACAUUAAGAGUGACGAGGAUCAGCGAUCGACUGCCAUUUCAUUUCGUGCAGACAAGAACAGAAGAUGGGAGAAUACCAAAGAAUCGCCAGACGCACUUGGCGAGCAAACCAAUCCUGAAGCGAGAUUAUCCCUGGAUCAUAGAAGACUCCAAAUGUUCGAAACUCCGGACAAGAGAGGAAAGUUUCCGGACCACACUGAGAGGAAAGUUUCAAGUAAUACGGAGAGAUCAACAAUUCAGGAGACACAGGAGGAACUGUGCGACACCUGGGUUCUGGCAACAGACGAAAAUGAACAUUCGGAAAAGAGUCUUGAGGACAACUCGGUGACUAAAAAUAUAGAUAAGCGUAAAGAUAAAUUUGAGAACGUCAAACAGUGAAAAGAAGAAGAAGAAGAAUUAAAACUCACAAGCAUUGAAAGAAAAGCUAAGGAAAGUUUCUCGAAAGAUGUCGCGUGGAUGAAUAAUGAAGAACUCCUUGAUGUACAGCUUGACGAAAACUCGACAGCCAGUACCGAGAUACAAAAGGAUAGCUUUGUAAGGAUUGAGAACGAACGAAGAAAAGCUAAUGAGGUGGAUGAGGAACAUGUGGGAAGUAGCAUAUUGACCGCGAAAGGUAUAGACUUGAGCGACGAUUAUCCGGAACAUCUGAAUCCUUUCAACAGCGACGACGAGGAUAGUGUCGUAGAGGACAAACUGCAGACUCCGAUGGAGAUCUCUAGGAGUAGUAAAGUUUCGACCAAUCCGUUCGACAGUGAAGACGAGGACAUUGAACAGCCGGAACCACCAAAACCAGCAGUUAGAAGCAGAUUUGAAAAUCGGGAAACCGUAACGCCUGUAGCCAAGCGAGUUCUCGCCGCGUCGCAAAUUAAUUUCAAUCCAUUCUGGAGCGACGAAGAGGAGGAGCGUGACAGCGAGGAGGAAGAACAGGCCAGAACGCCACAAGACGUACCUGUCCCGAAACCAUGCACUAUCAAGAUUACUCCUGACAUAAGCGCCGCAUCGCGAAGAGUCGAUCUAAGUCGUGGAAGUAUAUAUGCAUCCAACAGCUCUUUAACCAGCUCUGAAUCGACCACAAUUCCUGGUGGAACAUACAGGAAGAAAAAGCCCGCGCCACAACCAUCAGCUACGAAGGAACUAUUUCCGUCCGAUCAGCGCGAGUCGUCUGUAUCUAAGUACAAUAGCACACCACUCAUGUAUCAAGUAAGUCUAUCACCUCGUACAACACCGCGAGCGCGGAAAGCCAAACCGGCUCCUCCACCGCCAAUGCCCACCAGCAUACCGUACAAUAUACCGAUCGGUUGUGCGUUAAGUCUCGAUGAAUCUCCUAUAAUCGAGCUUCGUCGCACCGGUGACAGUCUGAAUAUGUGGGAAGAUCAGAAAACCAACAAGGAUGAGGCGAAUCGAAAUAAGCAGAGCUUGAGUAACGUCUUGGGCGUUGACGAUCUUUCUUACAAAGCUUACGCCGACAAAAGCGUUCAAGGAAAAUGGAAGAGAAAGAAGGGUCCCGCCCCACCGCGGUCAAUCCCACAUAGGAGAAAGAUCAAGGUGAUAUCUAUGAAGGAUGUGAAACUGGAAUUAGACGAAAUAGAAUUGCAACAGCAAGGUUUGAAGCGGCAAGAAGGUGUACGGUUAGAACAGCUGAUACGGGACAAAUGUGAAUCCGAGUCUAGAAUAGACGAUUCGUCACUCGGUGCAGAUGUGGAGGAAUUGGUUUUAGAGUUGUUCACAUUGGUAAACGAGAAGAACGAACUGUUUAGGAUGCAGGCUGAAUUAAUGUUAUUACGAAGGCAACAAAGAUUAGAAGAGGAACAUGCCGAAGUGGAAUAUCAAAUACGAUGUCUCAUGUACCAACCGGAAGCUACGAAAACGGAUUUUGACAAACAGAAGGAAGAAGCAUUGAUACAGAGAUUAGUAGAAAUCGUAGAGAGACGAAACGAAAUUGUUAAAUGCUUGGAGAUGAACCGUCGGAGAGAAGUAGAAGAAGUUAAGAGUAUAAAUAAACAUAUGAGUUUGUUCGUUGCGAGAAACAAGAAUGAGUUGUCGGGUAAAGAUAAUGAUAGUUGUGACACAGGAAAAAUGAAAAAAGCUAAAAUGAAGUAGAAAUUGAAGGAAAAGAGAUCGAAAAAGUCUGUGAAAAAGGAUGCCGAUAAAGAUGUGAAUGAAGCUAAAGUGAAACAAAAACGCCAUAACAAGCGAAAAUGGUUUUGAAUUGUGCGACAAUGUUAAUAUAGUUGACGGUUGUAAUAGACACACAUACAGAAUAUAUUCAUAUUUAAUAGUUUUAUACAUAUUUUUAAUACUGUUUUUUAUACAUAUAGAAAUUUAUGGUAAGGUUAUUAAUAAAAUCACUCGUGUUUAAUUUGACUUUCUACCC
Molecule: messenger RNA, 4736 nt
Organism: Ooceraea biroi (clonal raider ant)
Lineage: Eukaryota; Metazoa; Arthropoda; Insecta; Hymenoptera; Formicidae
Product: FK506-binding protein 5
Source: RefSeq, a predicted model, not a curated record